UGUCCUUAUCCGGCCGUAGCUUACAGGCAGUUUGCAGUUUGUUGGAAAAACGUACUUUUCCGUUCAGAAUACGUCGAAUUACUUGAAGAAACAUGUUAUAAUGAUCUUUUCGUGAAUACUUUUUGCAUUUUAAUGGAUUCUGCAUGGACAUGAUGAGGUGGGAUAGCUCGUUUCGGCUGCUCCAUAUGUAUUUCUUUAAGGAAAAAUCUGCAGAAAUACUUAGAAAUGAUAUACGCAUAGUAUUUCCUUAUUUUAUGGCAUAAACUUGACGUUUGCAGGCAGAUGCAAUAUCGACUUUGUAUAAUUGAAAAAUUUUUACUGACGUAAUUAUAUACAAUUCAAUUAUUUCGUCGUUUCAAACAUAUUUCAUGGUUAGUUAUUGUGUUUACACUAAUAACAGUGUCUACAUCUGUAUAAUUAUUUUGUUCUUUUUCAGAUGAUAUCUACUUUCGGGAAUUUCAUGGAUUUGGGCGAUAAAGAAAAAGAUACCUGCACUGUUGUCGAUUUUGUAUUACAUUAUUCCACAAAAUAUACAGAUAAAGAAGCGCACAAAGAAGGGAUUCAGUGCUGUGCAUGGGGUGAAAAUCGAGAUAAAAACAAACAAUAUAUUGUCACUGGCUCCUUAGACAAUAGUCUUAUUGCUUGGGAAUGGACGGAUGAUAAGUUAAAACGCUUGUAUGAUUUUGAAGGGCAUAGACUUGGUGUUGUUUCUGUUGAUAUAAAUGCAAAAGGAACAUUGGCUGCUUCCAGCAGUCUUGACAGUCAAAUAAUAUUAUGGGAUUUACAAACAGGUAAACAGAAAAAUACUUAUGACGGCGAUCCAGCGGAUACAUGGUCUGUUGCAUUUUCUCCGGAUUCAAGAUUUUUAGCUACAGGAAGUCAUACAGGUUGUGUUAAUAUGAUCAAUGUAGAAAGUGCAACAAAAGAAAGUUCAAUUCAAUUAGAAGGAAAAUUUGUCUAUUGUCUUGCUUAUAGUUCUGAUGGAUCAAAGCUAGCAGCUGGAACAAUUAAUGGACUUGUCAGUAUAUGUGAAUUACAAACUGGCAGUGUUCAAUUUCUUGACGGACAUGCUACACCUGUACGAUCAGUUUCAUUCUCGCCUGAUGGAAGGCUACUGGCCUCGGCUUCUGAUGAUAAACAAAUUAAAGUUUUCGAUGUACGUGAUGGCCGACUAGUUGUGCCAAGUUUCAAUGGUCAUAAAGGAUGGGUUGUAUCCGUAGAUUUUGCACCAGAUAAUAGGCAUUUAGUCACUGCGUCAACUGAUCGUACUGUUCGUAUUUGGGAUAUUGUAUCGAAAGAAGAAAAACAAUGUAUUAGUGAACACGAAGAUCAGGUGUGGUGCGCUCGCUACAGUCCUCAAGGCAAUAAUAUUAUAUCUGUAGGCGAUGACAGGGCUAUUGUGAUUCAUCAACUAAAAUAUAUGUGA
This is a messenger RNA of Trichobilharzia regenti, 1426 nucleotides long. The record is from the annotation of a GenBank genome assembly. Lineage: Eukaryota; Metazoa; Platyhelminthes; Trematoda; Strigeidida; Schistosomatidae.